This is a messenger RNA of Anisakis simplex (herring worm), 468 nucleotides long. The record is from the annotation of a GenBank genome assembly. Lineage: Eukaryota; Metazoa; Nematoda; Chromadorea; Rhabditida; Anisakidae.
AUGAAGAUGCAACCAAAAUCAGUGGAAAAAUUGGUCACCAAACUGUUGACAUCGUACGGUUUGCAAGGCGACGAAGUGGCUCCGAAUCUGGCUCGUGCAAGGCAGGAAGGGUCGUUGCGUUAUAUCGUUUAUAAUCGUUUCGUGGAAAAGAAUAUGUCCGAAGAAAGUUAUACGGACUACGUGGCGAAUAUCAGAGUGGGUAAAUGUUUAGUCGAAGAUUUGUCUGGUUCAUUAAAUAGUACUGAAUCAGUAGGUUAUAGUGGCUACAAUUUUGCUGAGCAAGCGCUCAAAGAUGAUCGGCAUCUGCAACGUUAUAUGGUGAAAUAUUUGAAUAGAGUUGGUCGACAAGAUGAUGCAAUACGAUGGGUAGUUUAUUGUAAAAUGGAUAAACGUGAUGUGCCGUAUUCAGUUCAGGAAUUGUUAACAGAGACGAAAAUUCGUGAAGCUGAAGAUAAAAUAUCAAAGUGA